AUGCCAGCUGCAGUUAUCGGCACCGGCAAUCUCUCGAAACGUAUCACUGAGCAACUUCUUGUACGCGGAGCGUAUGUCAUUGUAUUCGCAUCUUCACGAGAAGACUCUUCCUCGACUCUGGAGGAGAUACCCAGAGGCUCCAUCAUCGUUCGCUUGGACUAUAGGGACAAGCGCAGUCUAAUUUCAGCAUUCACCACCUAUGGCGUGGAAAUAGUUGUCAGCUGUCUUCAUGGUGGCGCUCUUGACCUUCAACCCGGGAUCGGGGAUGCUGCGAAGCAGGCCGGCGUGAAGCUUUUUAUUCCUAACGACUUUGGCUUUCCGCUCCCAGGGUAUACUCAGAGCACAUCUGUGGUCCGAGAAGGUUAUGCUCAACAUAUGACUAGAAUCGGCCUUCCAACCACAAGAGUAUUGGUUGGAAUGUGUGCUGAGGGAAUUCCCUGGCUUGUCGCUUCUUCUUCCGCGCCUGGAAAGGUUUCAAUUAUUGGUUCGGGAAACGUUCAGGCGUCCUUCACGUCAAUUAUUGACAUUGCAGGCUUCAUCGGGCAUGUGCUAACGUCGUAUUCCAUCCCGCAACUAGCGAAUCAGGUCUUCCGAUUGGAGGGACAAUCGGCGACGCUUCGUGAAAUCGCGGCGAUGUAUGGGAAAGAAGCAAUACAGGUCGACUCGCUGGACGAUCCGUAUGCGACAUAUAUGCAGAAGCAGAUAGAUCUUGGGCUCGGUCGAUACGGACAUGAAGCACGAAGCUCAAGGAUGUCAUCAGAAGAAGCUGACUUGAUAAUAGCUUCGAAGGCAUGGUGGGCAGGGCAUGUAUGGAGGAACGUCAGAGGUGCCUUACCCGGAUUCUGACAGGACUCAGGACAACAAAACAAUGAUGACGAUUAUUUAUUGCACACCUAAUCAUUCCUGUAAACGAUGCAAUGUUUAUUUAGCGGCCAUUAUCUUUAGGACGCGUAGAGGACA
Messenger RNA from Desarmillaria tabescens, 960 nucleotides. RefSeq lists its product as uncharacterized. The record is from RefSeq and is a predicted model, not a curated record. The coding region runs from base 1 to 846 and encodes 281 amino acids. Lineage: Eukaryota; Fungi; Basidiomycota; Agaricomycetes; Agaricales; Physalacriaceae. The transcript is spliced from 5 exons.